Messenger RNA from Sordaria macrospora k-hell, 2190 nucleotides. RefSeq lists its product as uncharacterized. NCBI's taxonomy places the organism in Eukaryota, Fungi, Ascomycota, Sordariomycetes, Sordariales, Sordariaceae. The record is from RefSeq and is a predicted model, not a curated record.
AUGAAGUUCUUCAGGCGUAAUAAAGACAAGCGGAAGGCCAGCGGCGGUGGCUCGGCCAUAGCAGCCGCCCUGCCGGGCUUUGGUUACAGCCCCAACAGGCCAGCCUUGGGCGCUGGCCUCGACGACGGCUCUCGAAACCCAUAUCCCUCCUACGGUCACGGCCGGAACGAUUCGAACGGACCAUGGGCUUCUCAGUACCGCUCCAUGGCGACGCGGGCGUCUGCCAUGACUCUAGCGAACCUCCCCGCCCCGAUCCUCGAACGCAUAUUCACAUUUGUAUGCCCCCAUAGCAGGGACACGAGCUACGAGACUUGUGAAGCCAGCUCGAUCGAAGAUGCUUGCAUGCUGUGCGACUUGCGCGAUCUGGCGCAUUGUCUCGCCGUGUGCAAGAGGUGGAGGAAGGGGGGCGCCAACAUUCUAUACUAUAGCAUCCGCAUCGACCAGGUCCAUUACUGCGACCGCGAGGCAGAGUUAGCCGAAUUACGCAAGCGCAAAACCCGAUUUGAUCGCAAUGGAGAGCCGGAGGAUACGGCACAGGCGCGCCUCAAACUGCUCUGUCGCACUCUCCGCGAGGAUCCCGUACGGCUAGGAAGGAUUGUGGAAUACUUCAAGACGCCUUAUAUGCUCCGCGAAUCCUGCCAGGCCGAUCUGGCGCGGACGAUAGCCGUGACGCCCAACCUCAAAUACGUCGACCUUCCUGAAGGCCUAUUCUCGGAUGAACCGUCGUUUAUGACACUUCGGCUCGAGGUACAGGCUAGAUGUCUUCACCUACGAAAGAUGACAUAUAUGAACGGUGCGGAGCACAGUCUGCAGAUGCUGGCCACUGGAAAAGUAUGGCCUAACCUGGAGGUCUUGGAGCUGGUACGCAUAGAAGUUGACCCGGCAAUGCUACGCCAAGUGCUUGGUUGCUUGGGUAACUUGCGCGCCCUGAAGAUUACCGACACGACCUGCAUCACCGACGAGACUUUGGCCUGGAACGACAUGCUGCCCCCGUUUCCCCCUCUUGAGGAGCUUAUCCUCACCAAUGUUCCCAAUGUCACCACAGAAGGCUUGAGGGGCUGGUUAGUAGACCCGAACGCGCAAAGCAACCUACGAGUGAUUACCUUGAACGGUACAGGCGUAUUCCCUUGGGCAUUACAGGAGUUCUUGCCUUAUGCUCCAAAGCUCAAGCACCUUUCCGUGAUCGACACUGUCGCCCAAGCCGUGCCGGCCGCCCAAGGUCAAUACUUUGCACAGACUCUUGCCUCAACAAGUAUCCACACUCUACACUACGAGAUUACCGCACACUCGUCGGUUCCCAAGUACUCCGGUAUUACGGCGAGCUAUUACAGCUUUCUGGCUGCCUCCUUGCUGACGGGCGGACUACCAAACUUACAAGCACUCUAUGUGCGAGACCCGAACUUCCCUGACCUCUUACUCGGCCUCCCUCCACCUUCCCCCGGCUUUGCCGGAGCCGGCAUGCAACGCCCUUCUAGCAGUGGCUCAAACCGCAACUUCUCACCUCACAGGGGCAUGGGUAGCAUGUCUGCCUCUCCCGGCAGUGGCUUCCAUCAACACCAAGGCAGUCUAUCAAGCUUUGCUCCUCCCAGCGCGCCCUUUGUGCCCGGCCAUCGUCAAUUUGGCUCCGUAUCGUCCGUCAACAGCUUCUCGGGCUUCCUAGGACCGGGAGGAGGCAAACAACCGCCUACCAACCAUCGCUUUAGCAGCAAUAACCCCUUCGCCAACUUGGCAGCCCCCGCAGGACCAGGCAGCUUUGCCAACCUCCCUGCCAAGCUCGAGGUGUUCACCAAAGGCGACGACGAUACCACCUGGUCCUUUGCAAAGGUCGGCGGUGGUGCUGGACCGGUAAUGUCCUCUGGUGGUCGCGGCGGCGGAUACUCUGGCACAGGUGAGAGACCGCAGAGCGGCUAUGGGCUGGGCGCAGAUCUCAUGGGCGGGAACGCGGCUGCCUGGGGCAGCGGUGGUGGUGCGCGAAGAAGCGUGUUGAUCGGUGGUGCGGGUGCUGGCGGUGGCUUUUUGGCCUUGCCGGCUGAAGAUCCUGCCAGAAAUAGAGGAGGCAGUGUGGAUAGGGGUACUGGUGGGUUUGGUGGUGGUGGUGGUGGUGGCGGCGGUGGGGAUGAGGAGUUGUGGCCUAGGCCGAAGAGCAGUGCUGGGGUGAAGAAGAAUGAGAAGCUGGAUUUAUGGCGGUAG